AUGUAUAACUUCUCGAAUCGGGAGUCCAAGCCCGGCGCGCCGCCCGUGUCUGGUCCGUCGUCCGCCACCAAACCUCGCCCAUUCAACGCAUCCUCUCGUCAAAACAACUUCACCCCCCACACCGGCGCGAAAAAACUCGUCGUGAAAAACCUCCGCACGGGCUCCCGACUAAACCAAGAUUCGUACUUUGAAAAGGUCUGGGGUCAACUUGAUGCGGCAUUGGCGGCGAUUUUCGACUGUGGAAAGCCGGACACAUCGUUGGAAGAACUCUAUAAGGGCGCCGAGAAUGUGUGUCGCCAGGGAAGGGCCGCAGUGCUGGUCAAGAAGCUCCAAGACCGUUGUCGAGAGCAUGUCUCCGGAAAGCUUCACGAUACGCUGGUGGCCAAGGCCGGGAGCGGGAGUAAUAUUGAUACGCUACGGGCGGUGGUCGAGGCAUGGUCGGCCUGGCAGUCAAAGCUGGUAACCAUCCGAUGGAUUUUCUACUACCUCGACCAAUCUUUCCUCCUUCAUUCCAAGGAAUAUCCCGUGAUCCGCGAAAUGGGAUUAAUCCAAUUCCGACAGAACAUCUUCACCGAUCCUGUGCUCGAGCCCAAAAUUCUACAGGGGGCAUGCGACCUUAUAGAAGCCGACCGUGACGAAGAGCAGAGUAUGAUUGCCGAUUCCUCUCUGCUGCGAAAUGCCAUCGAACUUUUCCACGGCCUCGAUGUUUACAGCAGCAAUUUCGAACCGCUCUUUGUAUCUGAAUCAAGCAAGUUCUUUGCCUCUUGGGCCCAAAGGGAGGCGUCAGGCUACCUCGCAAACUUCGCGGAAAACAGUCACCGCCUGAUCCAACGAGAAGUUGACCGAUGCGAGCUAUUUUCGCUCAACCGAAGCACCAAACAGAAGCUAUCCGAGCUGCUUGAUCAAGCCUUGGUGGCGGAUCAGGAGGCGGUCCUACUUAAUGAAAAGGACGUUCUUGGACUGUUGCGAGCCAGCAAUAAAGUCGCUCUAGAGAAGCUCUAUUCACUCCUCCAGAGACAAGACCUCGGUAGGAAGUUGAAGGGGGCUUUCAGCUCGUACAUCAUAGAAGAAGGCUCUGGUAUUGUCUUCGACGAUGAGAAAGAGGCAGAAAUGGUUGCCCGUUUGUUGGACUUCAAACAGCAGCUUGAUGAAACGUGGAAUAACUCUUUUCAUCGGAACGAGGAACUGGGCCAUACACUGCGCGAGGCUUUCGAAACGUUCAUGAACAAGGGCAGGAAGUCCGAGUCCACUGGAGGAACUGACAAUCCCAAGACUGGUGAGAUGAUCGCCAAGUACGUGGACAGGUUACUCAAGGGUGGAUGGAAGUUGCCUCCUGGGCGCAAUGCGGAUGACGUUCCGCUAGCUGACGAAGACGCCGAGAUCAAUCGCCAAUUGGAUCAGGUCCUAGAUCUCUUCCGUUUUGUGCAUGGGAAGGCAGUCUUUGAAGCCUUUUACAAGAACGACUUGGCCCGUCGGCUGCUGAUGGGCCGCAGUGCCAGUGACGAUGCGGAGAAGAGCAUGCUUUCCCGACUCAAGACAGAAUGUGGAUCCAGCUUCACGCACAAUCUGGAGUCCAUGUUCAAGGACAUGGAUGUGGCACGAGACGAAAUGGUGGCCUACAACUCUCUCCAGCGCGAGCGCCGACACCGUUUGCCCGUAGAUCUGAACGUGAGCGUGCUCUCCUCCGCGUCAUGGCCAACAUACCCCGACGUCCAAGUCCGAAUACCGCCGGAGAUCGCCACCGCUGUCGACGACUUCGAGAAGUUCUACUACAACAAGUAUCAGGGACGGAAACUCAACUGGAAGCAUCAGCUGGCGCACUGCCAACUGCGGGCCCGAUUUCCUAAAGGAGAUAAGGAAUUGGUAGUUAGUUCGUUCCAGGCUAUCGUGCUCCUGUUGUUCAAUGAGGUCCCGGAGGGAGGGUCUCUGAGUUAUGCCCAGAUCCAGGAAGCAACCAGUCUAUCCGACAAAGAACUGAAGCGCACACUGCAAUCCCUCGCUUGUGCCAAGUAUCGGGUACUCAGCAAGAAGCCGAAAGGGCGAGACGUCAACCCCACGGACGAGUUCUCGUAUAACGCCGGGUUCUCUGAUGCGAAGAUGCGGAUCAAGAUCAAUCAGAUCCAGCUGAAGGAGACCAAGGAGGAGAACAAGACGACGCACGAGCGGGUGGCGGCCGAUCGGCAUUACGAAACGCAGGCAGCGAUUGUGCGGAUCAUGAAGAGUCGUAAGACGAUCACGCACCCGGAACUGGUAGCGGAGGUGAUCAAGGCGACACGCAGCCGGGGAGUGUUGGAGCCGGCUGAUAUCAAGAAGAACAUCGAGAAAUUAAUUGAAAAGGACUACAUGGAACGGGAGGAGGGCAACCGGUACCAGUAUGUAGCGUAG
Molecule: messenger RNA, 2385 nt
Organism: Aspergillus terreus NIH2624
Lineage: Eukaryota; Fungi; Ascomycota; Eurotiomycetes; Eurotiales; Aspergillaceae
Product: cullin family protein
Exons: 5
Coding region: 1-2385 (794 amino acids)
Biological process (GO): ubiquitin-dependent protein catabolic process; protein ubiquitination; DNA damage response
Cellular component (GO): Cul4-RING E3 ubiquitin ligase complex
Molecular function (GO): ubiquitin protein ligase binding
Source: RefSeq, a predicted model, not a curated record